Molecule: messenger RNA, 1807 nt
Organism: Helicoverpa zea (corn earworm)
Lineage: Eukaryota; Metazoa; Arthropoda; Insecta; Lepidoptera; Noctuidae
Gene: hig
Product: locomotion-related protein Hikaru genki
Exons: 10
Coding region: 117-1580 (487 amino acids)
Source: RefSeq, a predicted model, not a curated record
UUAUUUUGGCAUCUGAAAAUAUUUAAUUAAAUUGAUUAAUUUAAUUUAUAUUCAGUUAAUAAAAUCGGAGCAGGUAUAACUUUGGUGGAGCUGCAGAAGCGUCGUGUUGUGUUGAAAUGUUUCGCUUGCUAUUAUACUCUUCUAUAGAUUUGUUACUGUUUUUUUCAUGGGUGAAUUGUGAAAAUGAUGAUAAUGUGACCUAUCCGCAAGAUGAUUUCAAAUGUUCUCUGCCUGACGUUAAGAGUUUGGAUGCUAAUCUGGAUAUAACAAGGUUUAGAUCAGAUUUUUCGAAAAUCUCGGAGGUGAAAUUCCCUGGACUCAUAGGGCCUUUGAAUGAGAGGCUGAUAUGUAAAAUUAAAUGCAUUGAUGGCAACUGGGUGGGACCGCUUUGCUCCAAUACCUCAGAUGGUAGAUUUCAACCGAUAUUAAGGGAAUGUCUAUAUCGCAAUGAUCAUCCACUUCUGGCCAUAUCAUUUAAAAAUUCAUCAAUAACUAAAGACACACAUUUUCCCCAUGGUUCCGUGCUGCUGUCUCGGUGCAAACACUUUGGCCUGUACAAGCUGAAAGGAGACAACAUGCUGCAUUGUGAGAAUGGAGAAUGGACACCCAAACUGCCAGAAUGUGUACCAACUACUGUUGUCACCAACUUUACUGGUGACGCGCCACCCACGAUACAAUACACGUUACUCAGCGGGUCGGCAGUGGUGGAGCAUUCUGGUGAACUGCACGUGUUUCCCGACAGCACGGUGCGACUCGACUGCGUGUCGCCGCGAGCGCUCGGCGACCCGGACUGGAGCUGGACGCAGGCCUUAGGACAACACCACUCUGCGUGGUCGAGUGAGGAAGGCGAGAAGGAUACUCACUACCGGCUGACGCUGAGCAAGAUGUCCGUCAGACACAGCGACCAGUAUACGUGCACCUCCCCCGGCGGCCACACCAACACUGUGCUCAUUAAAGUUGUUAAUGUGGUUUGCCCGCCGAUAGUGGUGACGUCCCCGCGAAUCCGCCAGUUCACUCAGGGCACGAAGCUGGGCAACUCGGCGCACUUCAGCUGUCAGCCGGGGUUCCAUCUUAACGGCUCUGCGAUACUCACUUGCAUGGCCAAUGGUCGUUGGUCGUCACUGCCCCCUACAUGUGAAGAGACAUUCUGUCCUCUACUUAAAACGUUGGGACCGCACCUAAGCGUGGUGGAAUACAACUCAUCGUUCGGCGGCCGCGCGAUGUUCCAGUGUAGUUGGGGAUACAGACUUGUGGGAGCGCCGGGAUUGGAGUGCGAAAUGGACGGCAAGUGGUCUGGGGAAGUGCCGCAUUGUAUACCAAUAUACUGCCCCGACCCUCUGGUGCCCGCUAAUGGACGCUUAUUGACGGAGCCAUCAGUCAAGCACGGCAAGUACCCAGUGGGCGACCUCAUGAUAUAUUCCUGUGACGAGGGCUACGAAAUCGUCGGCGAAUCUUCCAUAGUAUGCACAGAAAACGGAUUUUGGUCCCACCCGCCUCCAUUUUGCCUACCACCCUCAGAAAUCCGGAAAACAGACACCAUUUAUGUCGAAAAUACCACUCUGAUACACAUUGAUGAGUAAUGUCGAAGGUAUUAUGUAAACUUAUUUUUAACAGUAUUAUAUUACUUGCCAAAGUAUGCUUAUUAGUUUUUAGAUAAGUGUUAGUGAUAGUUAGGCUGUGAAAGUAUUACAUUACAUUUUAUCGAUGCAAAUUGGUUUAGAUUUGCCAAUUCAAACUCUUUGUUAAAGUUGAUGGAUAUUACAAUUACAUGAUUACUUCGCGAUAUUGCGUAAGAAAGUUGCCUCAC